AUGGUGUCCCAUAAGGAGUUUGAGACUGCAGGGAAAGCUCCUGGUCUGCAGAUAUGGCGCAUUGAGAACAUGGACCUGAAGCCAGUGCCUAAGAAUCUCUAUGGCAACUUCUAUACUGGUGAUGCCUACCUCCUGCUGUACACCACCACCGCACCCUCGUACUAUAUACACAUGUGGAUGGGGAAUGAGUGUUCUCAAGAUGAAAGUGGAGCUGCAGCUAUCUUCGCCACACAGCUGGAUGACUUUCUCGGUGGUGGUCCGGUUCAAUUCCGUGAGGUCCAAAACAACGAGUCGCUCACCUUCCUGGGCUACUUCAAGUCUGGCAUCAAAUAUAAGCAAGGUGGGGUUGCGUCUGGCUUCCAUCACGUGUUGACCAAUGACGUGGAUGUGAAGCGUCUGCUGCACAUCAAGGGCAGGAGGGCCAUCAGAGCCACUGAGGUGGAGAUGUCCUGGAGCAGCUUCAACAAAGGAGACUGCUUUAUCGUAGACUUGGGGAAGGAAAUUUAUCAGUGGUGCGGCAGUGACUGCAAUCGUUUUGAACGUCUAAAGGCCUCCCAGUUGGCCAUUGAUAUCCGGGACAAUGAGAGGAACGGCAGGGCCAAGCUGAUCAUGGUGGAGGAUGGGGCUGAACCAGAUGCUCUUACUAAAGUUCUUGGGCCCAAAUCCAGCAUCACCCCAGCAGCUCCAGACAAUGAGGAAGUGGAAACCUCCAACAAGAAGAAGGCAGCAUUGUACAUGAUUUCAGAUGCCUCUGGCUCCAUGAAAACAUCUGUUGUGGCCCAGACUAGCCCGUUCAAGCAGGAGAUGCUCUCCCUAGAUGAGUGCUAUAUCCUGGACAAUGGAGUUGAUAAGAAUGUAUUUGUUUGGAAAGGACCAAAUGCUAACACAUCUGAGCGCAAAGCGGCUAUGAAAGCAGCAGAGCAGUUCAUCAAAGAGAAGAACUACUCUAGUAAAACACAGAUCCAGGUGCUUCCUGCAGGGGGCGAGACCACCCUGUUCAAGCAGUUCUUCUCUAACUGGAAGGACAAGGACCAAACCACUGGUCCUACCAAGGCCUACACCAUAGGCAAAAUAGCCCAUGUGGAGCAGAUUCCUUUCGAUGCCUCCAGCCUCCAUAACAACAAGGCCAUGGCAGCCCAGCACAACAUGGUUGAUGAUGGUUCUGGAAAAGUCCAGAUCUGGCGUGUGGAGGGAGGGGACCGUGUCCCAGUGGAUCCCUCUACUUACGGUCAGUUCUUUGGGGGAGACUGUUACCUGAUCCUCUACAGUUAUAAACAGGGAAGUAGGGAGCAGCAUAUCAUCUACACCUGGCAGGGGCUGAAGAGCACUCAGGAUGAGCUGGCAGCUUCUGCCUUCCUUACGGUCCAGCUGGAUGACUCCAUGGGAGGAGCUCCAGUUCAGGUGCGAGUAACACAGGGUCAAGAGCCCCCCCAUCUGAUGAGUCUGUUCAAGGGCAAACCUAUGAUCAUCCAUAGUGGAGGCACUUCACGCAAAGACGGCCAGACCAAGACAGGCAGUAUGCGCCUCUUCCACAUCCGACAGAGCUCUUCUAGAGCCACACGCGCUGUCGAGGUUGAACCAUCUGCUUCCAACUUAAACACCAAUGACGUAUUUGUGCUGAAGUCGCCAGAUUGUGUGUUUGUUUGGAAAGGCGCAGGUGCCAGUGAGGAAGAAAUGGUCGCAGCGAAGUAUGUUGUAAGUGUGCUGGGAAGACAAUCCACUGAUGUGGUAGAGGGUAAAGAACCAGCUGGAUUCUGGUCGGCUCUGGGCGGGAAGAAGGAGUACCAGACAUCUCCAACUCUACAAAAGAUGGCCAAACCACCACGUCUGUUCGGCUGCUCCAAUAAGACAGGCCGGCUUGUGGUUGAGGAAGUUCCUGGAGACUUCACUCAGUCAGACUUGGCUACCGAUGAUGUCAUGUUGCUUGACACCUGGGAUCAGAUCUUCCUUUGGAUUGGUAAAGAAGCCAAUGAAGUUGAAAAAAGGGAGUCACCAAAAAUAGCUAAGGACUAUGUGGACUCUGAUCCUUCUGGACGUCAUGGGCUGCCCAUCACAACCAUAAAGCAGGGGGCCGAGCCCCCGACCUUCACAGGCUGGUUCCAAGCUUGGGACCCAAAUAUGUGGGACACUGAUCCUCUGGAGAGAAUCCGAGCUCGCUUUUAAACCCAGAACUGUUUCCUCUUCUUUUCUUUAUAUAAGCACUUCUUGUUUCUGUGCAAUAAAUUGCAACUUUCCAAGGUUUUACAUAAUCUAAAGAUUGGUGAAAUGCUUAAAGGUCCACUCUGUAUUUUCGUUUCUUUUUUUUUAUGUUGGCCAUUAUGCGAUUGGUCUUGGAAUGUAACUAGGUUUUUAGGUACAGAUGCCAUUGUAGAAAUAUAUCAUUUAUUCAGUAAGCAAGAGUCAAAUAAUCCGCCCUCAUCAGGCAACCCACUCCAUGUAAAAUAAAACGGCUUAUUUAGUACUACUGCUUUUUCAUCUCAUGAUCAUUUUAACCAUAACCAAAAGUACUGUUUUAAUGAGGGAAAAUUACCAUCGUUAAAACUGACAGAUUACAGAUCCAUAGUUUUAUUGAACCUAGUCCAGUAAAAUGGAUUUUGUGGGUGUUUAGCAGCUAAACUUUAGCUGCGUUCAACCAGAACCUUCAUGACUAUUGUUUUUUCAUCAUUGAUAUAUUUUCAGCUUGUACUAUGAUUAUGUUAUGUUCGACUUUAAUAAAUUGGGAUUUUGAGAA
This is a messenger RNA of Sinocyclocheilus rhinocerous, 2731 nucleotides long. RefSeq names its product adseverin-like. Gene Ontology annotation, biological process: barbed-end actin filament capping; actin filament severing; central nervous system development. The record is from RefSeq and is a predicted model, not a curated record. NCBI's taxonomy places the organism in Eukaryota, Metazoa, Chordata, Actinopteri, Cypriniformes, Cyprinidae. Bases 1 to 2163 code for a protein of 720 amino acids. Gene Ontology annotation, cellular component: actin cytoskeleton; cytoplasm. The transcript is spliced from 17 exons. Gene Ontology annotation, molecular function: phosphatidylinositol-4,5-bisphosphate binding; actin filament binding.